Ascochyta rabiei is the source of this 2259-nucleotide messenger RNA. RefSeq names its product Severe Depolymerization of Actin. The coding region runs from base 1 to 2259 and encodes 752 amino acids. The transcript is spliced from 2 exons. The record is from RefSeq and is a predicted model, not a curated record. Gene Ontology annotation, cellular component: nucleolus. Gene Ontology annotation, biological process: ribosomal large subunit biogenesis; ribosomal large subunit export from nucleus. NCBI's taxonomy places the organism in Eukaryota, Fungi, Ascomycota, Dothideomycetes, Pleosporales, Didymellaceae.
AUGAAGCGCAAGGUCGGCGCUCUCGAGAAGAUCGAGGCGGAUCAUGCCGCGCUCCGCUUCAAAAUCAAGCGCGAUCCCCAGAGCUACCGCGACGACUUCAACAACCAGUGGCAGCAGUACGAGACGCUGCGCGACUUGUUUCUGCAGAGCCCUUCCAGCCAAGGUACCGGCCUGGCAGACUUGAAGGAUCUCAUCGAAUUCGUCUCUCACGUUGCCGAUCUGUACCCCGACCUCACCUCGCAAUUCCCCCAAGACCUCGAGCAGAUCCUUCUGCAGCACCACCAAGUGCUCGAGUAUGAGCUGCGGGACAAGAUCGUGGGCAGCCUGUGCCUGUUGCGCAACAAGGACGUCAUCAACUCGGUGACCCUGCUCAACACGCUCUUCCCCGUCCUCAUUGCUACUCCCAGCAAGUCGCUGCGCCAGCUUCUCUUCACCAAGAUCCUCUCCGACCUGCGCUCCUCCAACGUCAAGACCACCAACCACAAGCUCAACCGCACCAUACAAACCGUGCUGUACAACCUGCUCGAGUCGGACAAGGAGUCGCCCAAGGGCAUCUGGGCCGUCAAAAUCACCCGAGAGCUGUGGAAGAAGCAGAUAUGGUCCGACGCACGCGCCGUCGAGGUCAUGCGUCUGGCUGCUCUGAGCGAGAACGAGAAGGUCAUUGCCGGAGGAGUCCGAUUCUUCCUUGGCGGCGACAAGGAGCGUGAGGAGGCAGCCGAGGAUAGCAGCGACGACGAUAACGAUAUCGACAUCGCCAAGCUGCGCCACCAGGCUGGCAUCAACAAGAAGACCAAGAAGAAGGGCCGUGACCUGAAGAAGGCUGCUGCUACGGUCAAGAAGAAGGAGAAGAAGAAGAACGCGCCGCACCCGUUGAACUUCUCCGCACUCCACCUACUCCACGACCCUCAGGGCUUCGCCGAGACCCUCUUCUCCAAGCACGUCCAGAACUCAAAGUCGAAGCUACAGCUCGAGACAAGACUCCUUGUCCUGCAGUUGGUGUCGCGUCUUGUUGGUCUGCACAAGCUCACGGUUUUGUCGCUCUACUCGUACUUCCUCAAGCACCUCACCCCUCGACAAGCCUCCGUCACCAGCUACCUUGCCUGUCUCGCUCAGGCAACACACAACUACGUUCCUCCAGAUGUACUCGAGCCGCUCGUUCAGAAGAUUGCCAACGAGUUUGUUUCCGAAGCCUCAGCCUCGGAAGUGGCGGCUGCUGGUCUGAACGCCAUCCGCGAGAUCUGUGUUCGUCAACCUCUCGCAAUGACAGACACACUGCUCCAGGAUCUCGUCAUGUACCGCAAAUCCAAAGACAAGGGCACCAUGAUGGCCGCCAAGGGUCUCCUCUCCCUCUACCGCGAAGUCGGUGCUGAACUGCUUCACAAGCGCGACCGCGGCAAGGACGCCAGCAUGGGUAUUCGUGCCGGCACCAUCAAGGAACAGCGCUACGGCGAAGAGGCCGUUGGUGGCAUCGAAGGCAUCGAGCUGCUCGAGGCCUGGAAAGAAGACGAGCGGCGCAAGAAGCGGAUCGCUGCCGGCCUGGACCCCGACGGUACAGACGGUGACUCGCAACUGGACGAGGCCGAAGAUUGGAAGAAGUGGGAGCUGGAGAGCGACAGCGACAGCGACGAAGAAGGCUGGAUCAACGUGGAAAGCGACGGCGAGGACAUCAACAUCAGCGACAGCGAAGACGAAAAGGACAAGCCCAAGGCCAAGAAGGCGAAGCUCGACAGCUCGACACCGGUGCCGCAGGACGAUUCAAGCCCCGUCGACGCCCCCGCCGCUGCCGCCGCCGCAAAACAAGCCCAGAUCACCAAGCUCCUCACAACCACCAUCCUCACGCCAGCCGAUCUCAAGCAGCUCAAGGCCCUCCAAGAAUCCACCGCCGUCAACGCACACCUCCCCAGCCACAAACGCACGGCCAUGCUCGCCGCCCGCCACGCCGACGAAGCCAUCACAGCCGAGACCAUCGAAGCUGCCGCAAGCCUGGGCAAGAAGAACACAAAGGAGCAGAAGAUCGCCAUGGCCAAGGCCGACCGCGAGACGAACCACCAGAGCACGACGGCGAAGCGCAAGGCGAAGAAGGAGUCCGAGGGCAAGAGCACGACCAACAAGGAGAAGGCGCGCAAGAAGAACUUCCUCAUGACCCUCGGCAAGGCCAAGAGCAAGAACAAGAGGAGUCUGGGCGACGUCAAGAAGACGCUGCAGGGGCAUAUUGAGAGGAGCAAGAGAGGCGGGAAACGUGGAAACAAGGGAAACUAG